Messenger RNA from Candoia aspera, 2170 nucleotides. Its product is annotated as interferon-induced GTP-binding protein Mx1-like. Gene Ontology annotation, cellular component: nucleus; cytoplasm; membrane. Gene Ontology annotation, molecular function: GTPase activity; microtubule binding; GTP binding. Gene Ontology annotation, biological process: defense response to virus. The record is from RefSeq and is a predicted model, not a curated record. NCBI's taxonomy places the organism in Eukaryota, Metazoa, Chordata, Lepidosauria, Squamata, Candoiidae.
AUGACUACCAAGAGGAAAAUGGACGAUACCCAGUCUCCAAAGAGCAAAAUGGCCAAAAAGGAAGCAGAAAAUAAUUUGUGCAGCCAGUAUGAAGAGAAGGUCUGUCCCUGUAUUGACCUCAUUGAUUCACUGAGAGCCCUUGGGGUGGAAAAGGACUACUUGCUGGCAAUUGCUGUGAUUGUUGAUCAGAGCUCCGGGAAAAGUUCAGUUCUCGAGGCCUUGUCUGGAGUCGCCCUUCCUAGAGGCAGUGGGAUUGUUACCAGAUGUCCCUUGGAGCUCAAGCUGAAACAACUACAUAAUACAAAGGAAUGAAAAGGGAAAAUUGUGUAUCUAGGUACAGAGGUGGAACUGAAAGACCCAUCAGAGGUGGAAGCUGCUGUUAGGAGAGGUAAUUUUCAGUGGCAAUGUAGGGGUUUUUCCCGCCUUAAAAUGAUCAGUCUAUAUAGAAUUUUAGCUUACAAUAGUUCUGUAAUUCCAGUGAAGGCUAGAAGUAGAAUUAAAGUCUACUCUCGUAGUUUUCAGCGGCUUCACUUCUCAAAAAAACACUGUUUCUGGUUGUGUUGGAUAUUUGACUGUAAUCCCCUUGACUUUUACAUGUCUUUAUUUUCCAUCAACUAUUUUAUAGGCAUCCUAACCAAGCCUGAUUUGGUUGACAAAGGAACUGAGAAUGAGACAGUUGGUAUUGUCCAGAAUCAAAAAGUACCUCUGAAAAAAGGAUACAUGAUUGUUAAAUGUCACAGGCAGAGUGACCUCACUAAUAAUCUGAGCUUGGCUGAUGCAAUCAAGAAAGAGAGAGAGUUUUUUGAAGGGCAUAACUUUUUCAGUGCUCUUUUGGAAGAAGGCAGAGCUACCAUCCCACUUUUGGCAGAAAAGCUUACAGAAGAGCUCAUUGAGCACAUUCAGAGAUCACUGCCAGUUUUAGAACAGCAAGUGAAAGACAAACUCCAGAAAGCACGUCAAAGACUUAAGAAUUAUGGCCAAGGUAUUCCUGAAUCUUUGGAGGACAAGACACUUUUCUUUGUGGAAAAAAUCAAGCAUUUUAAUGAUCUCUCAAGAAUUGUGCAUGGAGAAGAGGAUAUAAAUGAUCAAAAUGACAGAAUAAAAAUUUCAUAUACACGAAAGUCAUUUAACACAUGGCAAAAUACAAUUGAUAACCUAAUUAUAGGUGAGACAUCUCCGAGUGUGGUGACUUCGAGCUCUCCAUUUUUUCUUGAGGAAGAAAGCAUAAACAAACCAGUUGACUGGUCUGUUCCACAAUGGACAAUUGACGUAAGGAAGGUUUUAUUGGAAAAAGACAUUUAUACAUUUGAACAUAUAUACCAUGGUAGAGAACUUCCAGGGUUUGUCAAUUACAAAACCUUUGAGAACAUUGUAAGAGGACAAAUUGAGCAACUAGAAUCCCCAGCAAUUGAAAUGUUGAAAGAAAUUGCAGAAUUUGUGCGGAAAACAUUUAUUGAGCUUGCUGUCCAACACUUCAAUAGUUAUUGUGCUCUCCGCAAAGCUGCUCAGAGCAAUAUUGAAGAUAUAAAGCUCACACAAGAAGAGAAAGCAGAAAAUAUGAUACACACUCAGUUUAACCUGGAAAAAGUGGUAUACUGCCAGGACAGUAUGUAUAGUGGAGAUUUAAAAGUUGUAAGAGGAAAAAACCCAUUUGGUUCUGGAAAUAAUGAGAAUACUGCAGAAAGGUGCUCAGUGGAGGAAAUGCUUUACCACUUGACUGCCUACUCCAAAAGUGUAAAAACCCAUCUUGGUACUCAGAUUCCCAUGAUCAUACAGACAUACGUAUUCAAGGAUUUUGCUGAGAGGUUACAGAACAAAAGGAUGCAGCUUUUGUAAGACAGAGAUAGUUUGGAAAUUCUCCUUCAUGAGAGAAAGGAUGUUGUCAAUAUGAGGAAUAAUUUAAAAGAAAGGAUCAAGUGACUUCAGGAAGCUCAACCACUUUUGGCAAUAUUCUCCAUUUAAACAGGAUGGUUAAUAUUUCUAUGUUAAAACUCUUCUACUUCCAGUAGCAGUUCUGCUUCUCUUAGAAACAUGUAUUAAGGGCAUUUGUAACUUAUGUUUAAUAUUUGUAAAAUUAUUUAGUGAUGCUGCUUGUCUUAAAUAAUGCAUUCAGAACCAUGACUAGCAAAGAAAACAAGACUGAAGAGAAUUAGAAUUUGUAUUUGCCACU